CACUGGGAGCCGAACUGCGUUGCAAAUGUCGCCAUUUUAGAGGAGUGUUUACAGCAGUUGGCAUGUCAUCACAUGUAAUUCUCAGACUCUAGCCAAUAAACAACGGUUAAAUCUCAACAAUACAUCGGCUUUUUUACAUCCCGAUUCGGGUAUUGACAUGUAGCAAUUAGCUCUGGCUAUUAAAAACAUCUGGUUUAUUUGUCAUUUUACAAAUGGCUGCUGUUUUCCAGAAAACGUUGUGUUUUCAAGUGGAGUUUGGGGCAUAUUUGCCAGCGCAUUUUUUGCGUCAUUGUUAUUUAUCAUCGCGAAUCGCACUUUCGACAGGAUUUUCGAGACAUAUUCUAUCGUAGUGGCACUUGAUUUAAGUACAUCCCCAAGUAUCAAUGAAGUAUAAAUCUCUUGCAGAGAUUCAUUGAUCUACGUGGCGAAAUGAAUCAAAUAUUUGGCAGUAACAGCAACAUUUGCUUUCUAAUGUCAUGUAUCUUAUUGCUAUGACGAGUUAUUGAUGGUUUAUUUGUGUGUAUGACCUGAGUUGCGUGUGUGAGUUGUUGACGAGGAGGCGACAGGAAAACAAAAACACGGUGUUUUGAAUGCAUCUUGACUGCAAUGGCACAAUCUGACGCACGCGUUGUCAGUUGUAUAUUGCCGUCGGUUGUGUUUAUAUAGCAUCGUUAUGCAGCAAAUCUCGGGGCUGUGUUUUGUGGAUGAACAUUGCUCAUUCAGUUUAGGUGCGUUUUCCCCAGUAAAAGCCCUUUAAUGAGGAUUAUUCCCUCCCCGUGUUGACGGCUGACGCAGGAAGAGGCAACGUCGCUGUCACUCAGGUUGUUUUGCUGAACCGUCAUGAACCGUCGUUCGCUCAUAAUUCCGCCUGUUUUCGACGGAGUUCGGCGCGGUGGUGGAGGAAGCCCGAGUUCUGGGCCUGAGUUUCCUGCACAGAUGCGGAUUGUUGUGCGAAUAGACGGGAGUCAUUGUGCUGCCAUACUGUGCCUUCUGUGUUUUCGGGUUCAAGGAUGCUGCACUUCGAGGCUGCAGACACUCAGAAUACGCAUGUGCGUGGACGUUUCCGUCGGACUUCACCUCCUUCAGGGGGUCGGUGCGAUUGAUCAGACGUAGAUCACCAUCGCGGGGCUGCCUUGCUUUGUUUUUUUUUUGUGAUUUUAAUAUAGUCGAAUACAAUUUAACGUUGACAUAAUUGUAUGUUUUAUUUUAUUUUAUUUUUUUAAACUCCGGAACUAUACUACUGUUGUUUCAACACGGACUGUUGUUCUUGCUACACCUGAGCACCGCAAGAGACCGAUUUAAAGUUUGGAAAACGUUGUCUGAUCAAAUGUGAGAUACCCUAGAAUAGUUUAUUUGAAACGAUUUGCCUCACUCGCAGCGGAACUCAGUCGAUCAACCACGUCAUAAACAGUCGACAGUGGCAAGAGGUGACCGAAGGCUCCGACAUGCUGCCGCCUUUGUCUCCAGUAGACUUUUGACUCGUCCAGCAUGAUGAAGACUGAACCUCCCGCGGCCACCGGGGGCAGCGGCGCCUCCGGUGGUGGGAGCGCCAGCAGCGGAGCGAGUGCCAACCUGCGGAGUCCCUCUCCACAUCGUAACGCUUAUGAAGCAGGACUGGCAGCGCUGAAGAAAGCCACCGACCACCUCAACAGCGCCGCUAACGGAAGCUAUGACCCGUCCUCCAAGCCGGCGCUGUUGCCCCGGCCCACUGGGCGGGGGCGGAAAUACGGGUCGAACGUUCACCGCAUCAAGAACAUGUUCAUGCAGAUGCAGUCGCCCGGGGACGAGGAGGACGGAGCCAAAGAGAUCGGUAAAGUUAUCACACCGAAUUUUAGUAAAGAUCAGGCGCUCAAACUGUCGCUGCCGAGGGCGUCCAGCCUCAACGAGAACGUGGACCACAGUGCCCUCUUGAAGCUCGGAGGCACCGUCUCAGAGCGGGUCAACCGAUUCGACACCAAAACGGGAGUCGAAGGGUCGUCGGGCGGGUUUUCCAAACUGCAGGAAACCCGGCGGAUCUUCGAGCAGCGGACGUUGCAGGAGAAGCAAGCCACCAAUCGCAUCUUGCUAAAAAAAGAACGCGCUUCGGGAUUCCAGGACAGUCGACUGGACGUUGUUGCACGUUUCAACGGUUCUACCGAGGCUUUGGACCGGCUAGAUGACCCCCCCGCGCCCAUCCCCGCCCCUGUUCCAGCAUCCACCGCCCCUAUUGUCCCCAGUGAGGCCGUCAGUCCAACCGUCAGUCAGCUCAGUGCUGCGUUCGAGAAGGGCGGUGUGCAGAAGAGCCUCCCAAACCGCCGGUCCGGUCCAGCCCUCGCACCGAAGCCCAAACCUCCAGCCAAAACUGGCCUGGCAGGAAAGACGGUCCCUCCAGGUGAGGGGAACCAGGAGCUGGCAUCCUCGCUGGAUGAGACCGAUUCGAGCAUCGGAGGAGCAGCAGUAACAAGUGAAGAGACUGAGGAGCACAAUGGAGAACUGACGUCCACGAGCACCCACUCUUCAUUGUCCCCAGUGCCUGUUAUACCUUCUCCUUCAGAGACCAAACUAGAGUCGGUCCAGCCAGCAGCGACUGAAGACAGGGGGUCCAGUACGGUGGCAGACACCAGUGCGGUUGUUGACGCCAGCAAGGAGGACGGGGAGCAGCGGGUGCAGGCCGAGAUUCACACCGCGCUGGAGAACGGAGAGAAAGAGCCUCCAGGUUCAUCCCCAGACGAGAGACAAGCUGAUGCUCAGAGGAGCACCGAGGAAGAGGAGGACGGCUCCAGGAAGGAGGACUACUCAGAGGGCGACCUGGUGGAUAUCAGCGCGUACAGCGGGAUCGGGGAGGAGGACUCUGGGGGCAGUCAGCUGGACGAUGAAGACGACGAGGAAGAUGAGGAAGCAUACCAGCCGGAGAGCAGCUGCUCAGAAAUGGCCGGUCUGCCUGAGGAGGAGGACCCGGUGCCGCCCAACAGGAAAAUCCGCUUCAGCUGCGACCCCAUCAAGGUCUUCACCACCUACUCCAACGAGGACUACGACCGCCGAAACGAUGACGUCGACCCCAUGGCGGCGUCUGCCGAAUACGAGCUGGAGAAGAGAGUCGAGAAGCUGGACCUGUUUCCUGUUGAGCUGGAGAAAGACAGCGAGGGUCUGGGCAUCAGCAUCAUCGGCAUGGGAGCGGGAGCCGACAUGGGUCUGGAGAAGCUCGGGAUCUUUGUGAAGACGGUGACGGAGGGCGGCGCCGCCCAGAGGGACGGCAGGAUCCAGGUGAACGACCUGAUCGUGGAGGUGGACGGGACCAGUCUGGUCGGUGUCACGCAGAGCUUCGCCGCCUCUGUCCUCAGGAACACGUCAGGCACCGUCAGGUUCAUGAUCGGGCGAGAGAAGCCGGGCGAGCAGAGCGAGGUGGCCCAGCUGAUCCAGCAGACGCUGGAGCAGGAGCGCUGGCAGAGAGAGAUGAUGGAGCAGAAGUACAAGAAGUACAUGGACGAGGACGAGGAGACGGGGGAAUACGCCACAGACGAGGACGAGGAGAUCAGCCCCAUGUUCCCAAACUCCAUCGAGGUCUUUGACCUGGCUGAGAACCAGGACUUGUCUCCGGUGGAGCUGGACCCCGAGAAGCUGACCCACAAAUUCAAAGAGCUGCAGAUCAAACACGCCGUGACUCAGGCCGAGAUCCAGCUGCUGAAGAGGAAGCUCGCACACGCCGAGCAGGACCGGCUGCGCUGGCGGAUGGAGCGCGCCCAGUUGGAGCAGAACAUCCGGGACAGCAAGGAGCGCAUGGAGAAGCUGGAGAGCUACUGGCUGGAGGCUCAGUCGCUCUGCAAGGCAGUGGAUGAGCACCUGAAGGAGACCCAGGCCCAGUACCAGACCCUGGAGAGGAAGUACAGCAAAGCCAAGAGGCUCAUCAAGGAGUACCAGCAAAAGGAGGCGGAAUUUCUGAAGAAGGAGUCGGCUCAGCGUCAAGCUCAGGAGGAGUGCGAGGCCACACACAGGGAGGAGACGGACGACCUGCAGGAGAAGGUGCCUCGAAUCACUUCACGAGUCAUGGAGAUUUCAGACCUGGAGACCAAAGUGGAUGCCCUGAAGACCCCCCACCCUUCCUAGACCGCUGCAACACGCCACUUCCUGUCCAGACAGGAAGUGGCGCAGCUCUGCCUUCACUCUCACAGGGAUUGUUUCACGCUGAUCUUAACUGGAAGGACAAGAAGAACGAGGAGGCGUGUGCGGGAAACCCGAGGCCCUGAACCUGCACCUCCAACAUGCCCUCCGUCCUCAUCGCGUCUUCCCGUCCAUCCAGAUCUCCAUUUGGGGGCGUCAGGAUGAACCCACGCUGUCUGAGGGACGUGUGGGAGACUUGUACUAACUGAAGUCCUCUGAAAACAAGAGUCGCCGACGUGGUCUGUACAUAUUCGCCACCAAGUCUGGGACGAGCAUCUUCUUUUUUGUACCCGCAGUUUUGGCAAACAGGGUGUGAGUCGCCUGAUGGGUGUAUUUGUUGGUGUUAGCGUGUGUUUACAUGCACACGAGGAUCCUGAAUUCAGGAGAGUCGAGAUCAGGGACCCGCUGUCGUGCACUUUGUCCUCACUCAGUCACGACUGGGAGAAAAUCCUGCUUCCAGUUGUCAGUGUCAUGUCAAAUGAUUUGAAUGGAAAGAGUCACAACAGCGCCCUCAUGUGGUUAUGGCAUACGCUGGAAUCCGCCACAUCAAAAGUGGUGAAAUUUAAAUUAUUUUUUAAAAUCAAUCGUAUUUAUGCAUUUUGAGUGUUCUAUUUUAUAUUAUUUCACACAGUGUUUUCUCACAUGAAAUGAGAGUCUCCAUUGAUAAAAUUUAAAAAAUACUUACAUUAUUUUCUCAUUACAAAAAGAAUAUAUUCAUGUGGUCUUUGAGUGAAAGUUCAUGGUUCUUAGUUUCGAUUUUAAAACCGCAAGAUUGACGUGUUCCUGUGUAAAUACGUCCUGCAGUUAGGUUUUAAACCACACGAGGGCGCUGUUGCGUACAUUGUCGUGGCCCCAAAGACCUGCUGAUUUUCAACCUCCGAAAACAAUUGACCGACUAACAUUUUUGCCAUUGCCGUCUGUAGUUCGAAGCCUUUGCUGUGAACGAGCGUGUGCAUGUAAACACACCCCCGGGUCAAAGGGUCCUGUUCCAGUAUUAUGACUUAUAGUGAGCAAUACACAACUGAAGGAGACACAAUCAGACCCUGAGGUGACUUCAGGAAUUCAACACCCGCCAGUGAAGCAUCAUGGGAAACAAAGUGUUGGCUUUGCUGUUCUAUGUUGAAACAUUCUGGGGAAAUGUCCUUGUUUCUUGGCCUGAAAAACAAAGCUAUUUCUGUAUUUGCGAUUAGCUUUUCGGCAAACGGCGGCAUGUGUCACCAGAGGGGAUUUUUACGCCAAGCAUAGGUUAGCAUUCCAGCUGUAGCUUCAUUAACACUACCUGGCCAAUAGUUGCAUGCUAACAAUUCAAGACGAAUCACCAGCAAAUCGCUAUCCGCGUACGUGUCUGUGUUGUGGCCUAACACAAGGAAAACUAGAGUUACAUCAAACAUGCUAAUACACAAUUUCCAGACAGAAACUUAGCAAUGUAAAAUAUGGUUUUAUCAGUAUUAUGGCAGGUAUGGUAAACAUCUGCCACCUCCAAAUUAAGGUUUGAAAUCGUAAUUUUGCCACGCCAACAAUACAUCUGUAAGGUGGGACUUGAAGCAGCAUUUACGAUAAGUUUUGCCAAAUUGAAACGAUAGUAUUUCACUGCAAAGUGUUGUACAAAACUCGUGUUUCAUGGACACAAUUUUAAAGUCCAAACAUCUGGAAUGUUUGUGUCGGAAAAACUAGCCAUAAACAGCGGUCGUGGGUGUAGGUCAUUAUUUUUAAUUUGGAUGUGAAAACGGGAGUCUUUGCCUUCUUAUGCUGCUUUUGCCUGGAGACGCCUUUGAUGCUUGCUAGCUGAGACCCCCGUCAUCACGUGGCGAGGAAACUCCCUCAACAUUUUUCUUGUUCUUUUGUCAUUUUCAUCAUUUCCAUUUGUUGCUUUUAUUUCAACGCUCAAAUCCGUUGAACUAGUCAAAUGAAUUUCUCGUGGCUCAAAGAACGUAUUAAAAAUCCCGAAUCCGAGCUCAACUUCCAGAAAAACGGACGACUGAAUGCUUCCUCAAAUUAGACAAUCCAGAAUAAACUGUUGGGAAAUGUAAACACGACCGGAAGACGACGGAUUGUAGCACUUGUUCACGCUCCUGUUACAGAUUGUAGGUUUGCAGUCGAGGCCUUUCUCUGCUGACACUUUCCCUCGUCACUGUUCAACACUUUCCGCUCACAACUGACGUUUCAAUAGAGGGCGCUAGUGCCUUGCUUAACGCCGCCGUAGAGAGGUCGCCUCCUCCGCCUGGAACUCCGAGGUCGCGCGAAGCUCAGGGUGGGAACAAAUUAGGGGAAAACCGGUGUGUCGUCAUGGAAACGUUCCAUCUCAUGCAGCUACGGUUUUUAGAAUCUAGGAGUCAAAACUGGAUGCAAGCAAACGCACUACUGGUGAAACUUUUGUCUGUAUGAUUCAUCGUUGCUCCAUCAUCCAAAUCUCACAGCAUUUCUUUGGAGCAAAUGUUGUUUUUUAUAUAUAAAUCGUAAUCUAUUGGUUGUUAGAGAAAGACGGUCUUGUGUGGAACAAAAGAAGAGCAGGACAAUCUAAUGCUCGUGUCUGUUCGCAGAGUGGAUGCCAUCUUGUUUGUCCAAGCCAACUGCUGUCGGUCAGAAGUAUUAAAUAAACCUGGAAUAAGAUGAAGAAAAACCGUUUCAUUGA
This is a messenger RNA of Synchiropus splendidus (mandarinfish), 6769 nucleotides long. Its product is annotated as neurabin-2-like. NCBI's taxonomy places the organism in Eukaryota, Metazoa, Chordata, Actinopteri, Syngnathiformes, Callionymidae. Gene Ontology annotation, biological process: calcium-mediated signaling; neuron projection development; actin filament organization. The transcript has 15 exons. The coding region runs from base 1489 to 4083 and encodes 864 amino acids. Gene Ontology annotation, cellular component: dendrite; cytoplasm; actin cytoskeleton. Gene Ontology annotation, molecular function: actin filament binding. The record is from RefSeq and is a predicted model, not a curated record.